GUGACAAUGACAGGCGUCUGACACUUUUGACAGCACAGUGAUUGAGCAAGAAAAUCUAACCUAAAUUAUUCCCGAAACAAAAAAGGUAACUGGUCUUGAUUAAACGUAAAACAAUUUGAGCAAAAUCUCACUAAUUUUUAGUUUAAUAUCUGGCCCAAGAUGACUGCCGAUAAAAAAACUGAAAGUGUUAAGGUCGAAAGCAAACCUCUUGCUGAUGAUAAAAACAAAAACGACCUGUCUGAUGAAGAUAAGCAGCUCCAAGAUGAACUCAAUCUGUGCAUCGAGAAGCUUUUGGAAAGUGAUGACAACUUAUACUUGCCUGCUCUGGUAGCAUUGAGCAACCAUAUAAGAGCUUCUACAACAUCUAUGACAUCAGUUCCGAAACCACUCAAAUUCAUGAAACCACACUAUCAAACAAUGAAAGAUAUAUAUGAAAAAAUCAAAUCCUUAAGUGUGAAGGCAGUCUGUGCUGAUAUUAUUUCAGUAUUAGCAAUGACCAUGGGGGAAAACAGAGACUGCUUGCAAUAUCGACUUCUGAGUGACAUAGAUGACAUUGGGGAAUGGGGACAUGAAUAUGUGAGACAUCUCUCAGGAGAAAUAGCUGCAGAAUGGACGGAGUUAGAUUUAUUUAACAAUCCUAAACUGAAGGAAAAACUAGUCCAACUGGCAGAACAGAUAGUCCCAUACAACAUGGCACACAAUGCCGAAGCUGAAGCCUGUGACUUACUUAUGGAGCUUGAAAGGCUGGACAUACUUGAUGAACAUGUGGAUGAGAAUAAUUACAGUAGGGUCUGCCUUUACUUAACAAGUUGUGUUCCAUAUGUUGCUGAUCCUGAAAACACCUCAUUGCUUCAUACAGCUCUAGUUGUGUUCAGAAAAUUCAAACAGUACCCACAUGCACUCAGAGUGGCAAUGCAAUUAAAUGAUCAGGCUCUCAUGGAAGAUAUCUUUCUAUCAUGCCCUGAUACCUCAAUGCAAAAACAGUUGGCAUUCAUGUUAGGAAGACAGCAAAUCUACAUUGAAAUUCCUGAAAGCACUCCUGAAUAUGAAGACCUUAUUGAGAUUAUGGCAAAUUGCCACUUGAAUAACCACUUCUUGAAUUUAGCUAGAGAGCUUGACAUUAUGGACCCGAAAACCCCAGAGGAUGUCUACAAAUCCCACUUGGAGAAUACCCGGCCCCAGUUUGGUGGUAGUCAUGUAGACUCUGCGAGGCAAAACCUUGCCGCUAGCUUUGUGAACGGUUUCGUAAACGCGGGCUUUGGACAGGACAAAUUGCUGAUGGAGGACGGCAACAAGUGGUUGUACAAGAAUAAGGAGCAUGGGAUGUUGAGCGCUACUGCUUCAUUAGGUUUGGUACUUUUAUGGGAUGUCGACGGAGGCCUAGUACCCAUCGACAAAUACUUGUAUUCAUCAGAAGAUCACAUCAAGUCAGGAGCACUGCUGGCCUGUGGAAUCGUGAACUGUGGUGUCAGAAAUGAGUGUGAUCCAGCCUUAGCUUUGCUAAGCGACUAUGUCCUUCACAACACCAAUAUCAUGAGAAUCGGAGCUAUCGUGGGACUGGGCCUAGCCUAUGUUGGUUCUAACAGGGAGGCAGUUCUCAGUCUCUUAUUCCCCGUAUUCAGCGAUCCUAAAUCCAACAUGGAGGUGAUAGGGAUGACUGCUCUGGCAUGCGGUAUGAUCUCAGUUGGUUCAGGAAAUCCCCAGGUGACAAUGGCGAUAAUGCAGACCCUCAUGGAAAAGUCGGACACCGAAUUGAAGGACACCUACGCUCGAUUUUUGCCUUUGGGACUGGGGCUGUGUCACCUGGGAAAACAGGAUGGCAUUGAUGCUAUCAUUGCUGCGUUAGAGGUAAUUCCUGAACCGUUCAAGUCAAUGGCUACGACAAUGGUGGAUGUUUGCGCAUACGCGGGCACAGGCAACGUGCUGAAGGUUCAACAUCUGUUGCAUAUCUGUUCAGAACAUUAUGAACCCAGUGAGAGUACCGAUAAAAACUCCAAAGAUAAGAAAGAAACGAAGGAUGAUAAGGAUCUUUCCGCGAGACAGGCUAUUGCGGUAUUAGGCAUUGCCUUGAUCAGUAUGGGUGAAGAUAUAGGUAGUGAAAUGGUAUUCAGAACGUUUGGUCAUCUUCUACGUUACUGUGAGCCAAUGAUUCGAAGGGCAGUGCCUCUAGCUCUAGGUCUCAUCUCGGUAUCAAAUCCAAAAUUGAAUAUAUUGGACACGUUGAGCAAGUUUUCUCACGAUAGCGAUGCUGAAGUGGCACAUAACGCCAUCUUUGCUAUGGGACUGGUCGGAGCAGGUACAAACAACGCCAGAUUAGCUGCCAUGUUACGCCAACUAGCCCAGUACCAUGCAAAGGAUCCAAACAACUUAUUCAUGGUCCGUAUUGCUCAAGGACUCACCCAUUUGGGUAAAGGUACCCUCACUUUGAGUCCAUAUCAUAACGACAGACAACUGAUGAGCCCUGUGGCCGUUGCUGGACUUUUGGCUACACUUGUUGGUUUUCUAGAUGUCAAGAACAUUAUUUUGGGUCGUUCUCAUUACCUGUUGUACACGUUAGCGGCAGCCAUGCAACCAAGGAUGUUGGUGACAUUCGAUGAAGAUCUCAACCCCCUUCCUGUACCAGUUCGAGUUGGUUUGGCUGUUGAUGUGGUGGGCCAGGCGGGAAAACCAAAAACUAUCACAGGCUUCCAGACGCAUACUACACCCGUACUACUUGCUUUUGGAGAACGAGCAGAAUUAGCAACUGAAGAAUAUAUUGCACUUACACCAAUCAUGGAAGGUUUUGUUAUUCUAAGGAAGAAUCCAGAUUUUAAUUCCUAAACUUACUGAAUAGGUUAUAAGUUCAUAUUACUUUUUUUGUAUUGCUCCACAGUAUAAUAACACCGAUUUCUUCAAGAACUGAAAUACAUUAAUUUAGUCAUA
Acanthoscelides obtectus is the source of this 2922-nucleotide messenger RNA. Lineage: Eukaryota; Metazoa; Arthropoda; Insecta; Coleoptera; Chrysomelidae. The record is from the annotation of a GenBank genome assembly.